AUGUCUACCCAUCUCGCUGCCGUCCUCAAAGGCAAAGGCCAACCUUUCGAGAUCCAAUCUCGCCCCACCCCAAAGCCAGGACCAAACGAACUCCUCGUCGCCGUCAAGUCUGUCGCGUUCAACCCAGCCGACACUUUCAUGCGCAGCCAGGGUUUCUUCAUCACCGAGUACCCUACUGUUACCGGCUUCGACAUGGCGGGUAUCGUUCUCGAAGCUGGCGAGAAUGUCCCAACUGGUGACGACAAGUCCAGCCUUUGCUUCCAGCCUGGUACUCCGGUUGUUGCUUAUUCGGCCUCGGCCUGGAGAUCCUGCGCCCCAGACUAUGGAGCCUUUCAGGAGAAAUGUCUUGUCCCGUGGCAACAUGCCGUACCUCUUCCAGACGAAAACAUGUCGUGGAAUCAUGCUGCGACGUUACCCGUGUCUGUACAGGUACCACUUAGUGCCUGGGAUCAAAUGGGUAUUCCAAGGACAGAAGAGAAAAGCACCGGCACAAGAAAGAAAGCCGAGAAGAAUGAAGUUUUACUUAUCUGGGGAGCAUCUUCGAGUGUAGGCACAAUGGGCGUUCAGUCAGCACGCAUAAUGUGUCAGGAUCCCGACUCUCCCUUUGCAGCCGUUUACGCCACGGCUGGGUCGGACAAUCUCGAGUACAUACGUUCCCUAGGAGCAGACUCUGUGUUUGACUACAAAGACCCAAAUGUCGUGGACGCGAUGGUUUCCAAGGCUCAAGAUAGUGGCCUGGUCAUUCGCCAUUGCUUCCUGGCCGUUGGAAAUCUUUCCCUUUGCCAGGGUGUUUUGAAAGCCUUUGCCAAACCGGGCGAAAAGAAAGCAAAGGUGGUCUCGGCACCCCGACUUCCAGAAGACGGAAAGGAUGUGGAAGGGGUACAAGUAAUGUUUGUGAUGCCAUCGAUGGUGGAAGAGGAACGGUUGGAGCAAUUUAGGUAUUGGAUGGGUACUUGGUUAGGAAAGAGACUUGCCGAGGGUUCUAUCAGACCAAGCCCUAAGCCAAGUGUCGUUGGCAAGGGUUUGGAGUUUAUUAAUGAGGCGUUGGAUAGGAUGGCUCAGGGAGUGAACCCUUGCUGCGUUAGCGAAACAGCUAUGGUGGAGUAG
This is a messenger RNA of Fusarium graminearum PH-1, 1107 nucleotides long. RefSeq lists its product as uncharacterized. Gene Ontology annotation, molecular function: oxidoreductase activity, acting on NAD(P)H. NCBI's taxonomy places the organism in Eukaryota, Fungi, Ascomycota, Sordariomycetes, Hypocreales, Nectriaceae. Bases 1 to 1107 code for a protein of 368 amino acids. The transcript is spliced from 2 exons. The record is from RefSeq and is a predicted model, not a curated record.